This is a messenger RNA of Bemisia tabaci, 2658 nucleotides long. Its product is annotated as major facilitator superfamily domain-containing protein 6. The record is from RefSeq and is a predicted model, not a curated record. NCBI's taxonomy places the organism in Eukaryota, Metazoa, Arthropoda, Insecta, Hemiptera, Aleyrodidae. Gene Ontology annotation, molecular function: transmembrane transporter activity. Gene Ontology annotation, cellular component: membrane.
CUCAGUCACACUGUCGUUCUUGAAUGAUGAGAAGACAGCCGUAAAGUUGCUUGAAAGUCAGCCGUCGUAUUUCCGGUCCGUCCAUCUAAAACUGUGUCUCCGGAAUCUCGUUUUUUUCAAAGUUCCUUUUCAUCCUGAAUUUGUGCUGUCACAUCUACCAAGAGGUGCACCCGACCGCCAUGACUUGUUGAUCUCCUCUAACUGUAAGAUGAUCCUGUUGUUAAGGAGCGAUUUUUGAGGGAACGCCACAUCUUUAAUACUAGACAGUUAUUAAGAUAACUUCAAAAUGUUUUGUGACAUUAAGAAACAGCUUGGGCCAAUCAAAGCGCACUAUGUUUUAUUCUUUGGAGCUAUGGGUUCAAUGUACCCAUUCAUCCCAAUAAUCAUAACAAAUAUGGGUUUCUCCAGCAAUAUUGUCGGGAUUGUCUUCCUUUGGUUGCCUAUUUGCGGCAUGUUUGCCAAAACCUGGUUUGGAGCACUAGCAGACAAAUUCAAAAGACAGAGGUUCUGCUUUCUUCUCUUCAUUUUUGCAUCACUCGCCUUCACUCUACUCAUUCUCUUAUUACUGGCCAUCACAAAGAAGCCAUCCGCAUCUCUGGAAUGUAAUUCAUCGGGCACAAAUUUCAAUUUUUGUUCUGGCAGUAGAAUAGCGGAGAAAGAAAAAUUGGCAUUCUUGAAAGAGAAUACUUCAAAAAUGACCUGUCGCCUAGUCUGCCACAAUGAUACAUCAAAUGUGCAUCAUUCAACUGAAGAACUGUGCAAAUCUUGGGGUUUAUCAAGUUAUUGUGGAACAUCAAAGUUCUCCAGCAGUCAGGAUGAUCUCUCCUCUCCUGCCAGCAUGGUCAGCCUUGAGGAUGUUUUUGCCAGCCUCAAACAAAAGCAACCUGGUCAUAAACACUCCAUUUUUGAGUUUUCUACAUUUGUUUCCAAAAAUUCUUCUUUUGAGUUGAACAACUGCAUGUACUUUCCACUUGAAAAAUUAACCUACCGCAAUGCUCAGAUUCAGGAGAUGAAAUGUUCUAAAACUUAUGUGUCCAUCUGUGACAUGCAUUGUGAAAGCCAUGCCUUGAAUGAGCUGUGGAUACAGUCAACAGCAGAUGCCCAGAUCAGCGACACUGAUGCAUUUCGAAUGUCCCUUUUUUGGAUCCUUUUUCUCAUUCUCAUCGGUGUGUCCUCAUCUCUGGCUGUAGUCAUGAUUAUCGGUGAUGCCAUCUGCUUUAAAUUACUGGAGGAUGAGCCAGAACUCUUUGGACUACAGCGUCUUUGGGGUUCUAUUGGCUGGGGCCUUGCUGCGUUUGCAUCGGGUUAUUUGGUUGAUCUAGCAAACGAAGGGAAAGAGUACAAGAAUUACAAAAUAUUGCUGUACACAAGUAUUGUUCUUUUUGUCCUUGAUCUAAUUGCGGCUUUCAACAUCAAAUGUGUUCAAACUGAAGUCUCACCUAGCAUUUUUAAAGAUGUCUCCAAUUUGCUGAAAAAGCCCCAAGUUGUCGUAUUCUUUGCGUGGUGCAUCAUAGUUGGAUUUUUCUCUGCGAUCGUAUGGAAUUUUUUAUUUCUGUACAUUGAAGAUUUAGCAGCUGCCUUUAUCUCGGAGAAAGAUUUGAUGGUAAAAACUCUGCAAGGUCUUGUUGUCAGUGUACAAACCAUUGGAGGAGAAGUACCUUUCUUUUUCCUGUCGGGUCCAAUUUUGAAGAAGAUUGGUCAUAUCAAUGCUAUGUCUCUAGUAUUGGCUGCAUUCAGCAUCCGUUUUAUUCUAAUAUCACUUGUCGUGAACCCGUGGUACAUUUUACCCGUAGAACUACUCAAUGGGUUAACAUAUGGUAUGUUGACUGUUGCAAUGAAUUCAUAUGCAGCUCUUAUUGCUCCUCCUGGAACAGAAUCCACAAUGCAAGGCCUUGUAGGGGCAAUUUUUGAAGGGAUAGGUGCCUCAGUUGGAAGCUUCUUUUGUGGAUCUUUAUACGAUACUUAUGGAGGAAGAAACUUAUUCCGAAUUUUUUCCGCAAUUGCUGCAGUAUCAUUUAUCAUUCAUGUGUUGAUUCAGUUUGUUCUUAAUCUGAGUAAACCCUCCAAAAAGUAUAGAGGUGCAGUGACAGAAGGAAUUGAAAAUGAAGGGCUCCAAAUGCAGUAGCCAUACUUACAUGAUGUUUUUUCACCUAAAGUUUUUCACAAAUGAAAGUGGAUACUUUUGGAAAAUUUGGUUCUUCCAUACAGUUUAUCAUCGGGUUAGUCUUUUCUUUUUUCAGUAUUUUGAAGAUGAAGAGAAAAGAAUUUAUUCCCUGCAAUUUUUUUUAUUUUUUUUUAUUUAUGCAAUGCGAUAAAAGCUAAGAUGUAUCAUUGAAAGUUUUUGGAAAUGUGACCAUUUGAAAUAGUAGAUGCAGCAAAAUUUUCAAUGGGCCUGUUGCAAGGUGCGGGGAUUUGCAAAUUGAUGCCUGAUACCUAUGGCAAAUUUCUCGAAAAGAACGAUGGCGCUACUAAAAAAACUUGAAAUGACUUCUCAAACUCAAAAAAAGCUGCUUUUGGAACCGACCCAUUCGAAACGGUCACUUUUACGCGGUAACGGAUCCGCCAUACUCGUGGCGUGAAAUGGUUCGACAGACCUGGUCUUUUCAUCACUUACAAUGUAUUUUCCCGUAAGGAAUUGGCAGCCGCUUUUCAAAUGGA